Molecule: messenger RNA, 1528 nt
Organism: Camellia sinensis
Lineage: Eukaryota; Viridiplantae; Streptophyta; Magnoliopsida; Ericales; Theaceae
Product: GATA transcription factor 5
Biological process (GO): cell differentiation; regulation of DNA-templated transcription
Cellular component (GO): nucleus
Molecular function (GO): zinc ion binding; sequence-specific DNA binding
Source: RefSeq, a predicted model, not a curated record
AUAUUAAGAAGUGCCGUUACAGAUCGAUGAAUUUACAGUAACGUAUACACACCAACAAGAGGAGAGAGAGUAAGUGAAAUAAUAAAUAGAGAGAGAUUAUUGAGAGAUAAAAAGAAGAAGGAGAAACAGGCACUUUUUAGACAGUACUUGGACAGAAGAACGCUUAAAGCCUCCCUCUCAUUCAAUGCUUUACCGAACUCACCAUCCCUUUUUCUUCCCAUUCAACCCUUUUACCACCUCUUCUAUACCCUCUCCUCCUCCUUCUGCUUCAACCACCACCACCAUCUCUCCUCCUAUUCAGGUUGAACAAGGGAUGGAGCAUGUUGAAGGGGCGUUGAAAGGAUGUUUUAGGCCGGACAUGGCGGCGAAAAGGACCCAACAUCAUGCGAUUUUGGACGACUUGUGUGCGGUUAAUGGUCAAAGCGGCGUCUCAGGGGACGAUUUUUUGGUGGAGGACUUCCUUGACUUCUCUAAAGGAGGUAUCGAAGAUGGGUUUUUCCAAGCAGAAGACGAACCAGACCAUGAAGAAGAAACCAAACCCUGUUCUCUCUCUGUUGACAAAGAGCAACAAGCAAUAAACAAAGAGAAGGACUCUGAUCUUUGCAGAAGCAGUUUCUCCGCCAUUGACGAUUUUGGGUCCGUUCCUUGUAGCGAACUCAGCGUUCCUGCGGAUGAUUUGGAGGGCCUGGAAUGGCUGUCUCAUUUUGUGGAUGAUUCCUUCUCGGAGUAUUCCCUCGCCGAAAAAUUGCCGGAGAACCAUGAGGAAAACCGGUCCGAACCGCCGGAAAUUCCGGUGCCAACCAAGGCCUUCUUCACCACUCCGGUUCAGACGAAGGCGAGAAGCAAGCGGGCGAGAACCGGCGGCCGAGUUUGGUCACUGGGGUCUCGUUCCCUGACCGAGUCAUCGUCUUCCAAUUCCUCUUCCUCUUCUACCUCUUCGACCUCGCCUCUCAACAACGCUUGGCUCAUCUACACCAGCCCGGUUCAAACCGCCGAGUCACUCCUCGGCCAACUACCGCCGCCGGCCAAGAGGCAGAAGAGAAAACAGGAAACCGGCGGCGGGUCCCAGCAGCCGCGGCGGUGCAGCCAUUGCCUCGUCCAGAAAACCCCCCAGUGGCGAGCCGGUCCACUCGGUGCCAAAACACUCUGCAACGCCUGCGGGGUCCGAUACAAAUCGGGUCGGCUGUUACCCGAGUACCGCCCCGCUUGCAGCCCGACGUUCUCAAGCGAGGUCCACUCCAACAACCACCGGAAAGUGUUGGAAAUGCGGCGGAAGAAGGAGGUGGAAGACGGAGGAGGGUUCGCUCCGCCGGUCCAAAGUUUUUGAAGACGGGUUUAGUUAGGAAAUAGAUUAGGAAGAGAACCGGAAGAGGUUGAACCCGGUUGGAAUUGAGUCGGUUUAGUUGCGGUUGUAUAUUCGUGGUUGGUGCGCGUUAGGUUUGUAGUCAUGUAACUGAUUAGCGGAGAGAGUGUAGACUUUUAAUGUAACUUACCUAUUUUUAUAAAAAAUUUAUUUAUUAAUGCUUAA